Messenger RNA from Candidula unifasciata, 1872 nucleotides. The record is from the annotation of a GenBank genome assembly. NCBI's taxonomy places the organism in Eukaryota, Metazoa, Mollusca, Gastropoda, Stylommatophora, Geomitridae.
AUGGAUGGAAUUAGUAACUUGAGCCCCAGUAGGGAGCAAACUCAAAUAGCCUGCAACAAAGUGAUUGACACUUCUAUACGAGCGCUGUAUAAUAUAUGGGACAAGAUGGGCAUUGAUGAAAGCCAGAAGAAGGCCAGGGGUGACACUGCUGUAGCCCAUGUGAAAAACUUGAUGCAGUACAUGGUUAAUGAAGAGGAGGCGCUGAUGAAUCAAGUUGCAAAAACAAUUGAAGAUUUUACAGAAAAACUGGAGCAGCUGUGUAAUGAGCUGUCUUUACCACAAAACAAGGUUUCUGGAGGGCUGACAAUGGUACAAAAGGAGAAGCUUUUGAGAAGUAAGGUAGAAACCAUGGCCAAGGAAAAGAAAGACAGGCUGGCCAAGUACAGCACUCUCCACACCAGCGACCAGCACUUGUGUGAGGUUUUAUCCACCACUCCUUACUACAUACCCUCUGGAACAGUUCCCACUGUAGAACAGCUGCGAGAGCUGGAGAAACAUGUUGCUCACUUGCAGGCGGAAAAGGAUAAACGGUUUGCAGAAUUUGUAGCCACCAAGCAGAAAAUCAUAGAAUUGUACAACAAUUUGGAACUGGAUCCAGACACGUCAUUUGGCCGUGAGCUGAUGUGUGAAGAUGAUGAUCAUUUUGGGUUGUCUACCAAAAAUAUGGACAAUUUGAAACAUUUGUGUGAUGAGUUGGCAGAGAAAGACCGUGACAUGAAGCGUGAAACUAGUGACUUAUGGGAUACUUUGAGAGCAUUGUGGGACCGAUUAGAGACUCCUGACAUUGAUCGAGAAGGAUUUGAACUCAGCCUCAAAGGGCAUGGGUCAAAAGUCAUAUCUGCUUUGAGAGCUGAGAUCCAAGCUUGUGAGUUGUUGAAGUUUCAGAACCUGCACAGGUUUAUAGACUGUAUCCGCCAUGAGCUGAUUUCCUGGUGGGAUAAAUGUUACUUCAGCAAAGAACAGAGAGCCAGGUUUACAGCCUACAAUGGAGAUGACUACACAGAGGAGCUGCUAGUUGCCCAUGAACUGGAGCUAAAGAAUGUGAAACAAUAUUACAACACACACAGAGACCUGUUGGAGAAGAUAGCACGCAGACAGGAGUACUUUGCCAACAUGAUAGUGUUUGAGGACAAGGCAAGUGAUCCAAACAGGUUUUUCAAUGACAGAGGUGGCAAGUUGCUGCAGGAGGAAAAGGCUCGCAAGAAACUUAUGAAAGAUUUACCAAAGAUAGAAGAGGAGGUAGCUGAAGCAAUUCAGAAAUGGGAACUUGAAAACCAAAAAGAGUUUUUAGUAGAUGGAAUGAAGUUUCAGGAAUUUUUGAAAAAUCAAUGGGAGAAUUUUCAGCUGCAGAAGGAGCAGCAGAAACAGUCACGCCUGAAAGCACGUGCCAAGCAGACGCAGGAUGAAAUGUUGUAUGGGAGUAAGACCAUCUCACAGACUCCAAGUAAACGAAGGCUACCUCUCACAGUCACACCAAUUAAAACACCGUUAAAAACUAAUAAUAAGAUGAACGACAUGACAAAGACACCUAACACAACUAGUAAGUUACCUAACCUGAGCCGAUUCCAACACAGUACAAUGUUGACCUCUCCAUAUACCAGGCAACCACUUUUCACAUCGAAGACACCACAUAACACCUCGGUAAAGAAAAGGAGGUCAGUGCGGUUGAUGAAAAAGGCCGCCACAGAGCGCAAGUUAAGCAGCAGCCAGCACAGGUCCCGAGAUUUGUUCUCCCACACGACGGUAAGCAGUGAUGAACACAGCUCUACCCUGGCUUCCCAUGGAUCCUACAACGACUUUGCUACUGGCCUGAGAGAGCCAAACUGUCGCAGUAGUGUUGUCCCUUCUGCACUUUUUGCCAACAAACGCUGA